AUGGAUGCACCGGCUCCAGAAAAACGACGGCUCAAAGUCACAGUGGGAGCUCUACCGUCUUCCAAAAUCGCAUCUCUAGCAGCGAGCCAUCCAUUUUCUCAACAGAUUGACGUCGUGUUCCCCUCGGAUCCGAGAUUGGUGGAGGCUCUGCGUGGGCUCGAGAUAAGCUACGUGCGGGCGAAGGCCAGACUGGUGGAUAUCCUGCACCACGCUGAUGUCUUCGCGACGUCUGCCAGCGAAAGCGAUCCGGUGAUUGUGUGUUCUAAUGAAGCUGAUGAAGAGGACGUGUGGUGUGUGGACCCACGGGGCCAUCUUUCCCUGUCCGUCACCGCGGAGUCGUAUCAGCGACUGGGACUCCUCGGCCAGAAACUUCCUUUCAAAAAUCAAAGUGAUCGUCACGUGAUUGAUAUCCCGCUACGAAAGAAUGCACAAUCUGCUGCUAACCAAGCGAAACAGAAGAAGAGCCUGGAAAACUGGGAUGAAAGACGUGGUCUUUGGAACGUCAUUUAUUCCGCGAACUCCACCGUCUCUGCUCCCUUCCAGGAAACCACGACAGUUCCAGUGCAAUGUGAGGUACAGGAAUUCAAGGAUAUACUUGUUCCUACACCGUCAUUGUCCGUCCGACCAGAAAAAUCGUCGACCCAAAGAAGUUCUGGGGGGCAACCAACCCGCGACGAAAUUGAGGAUAUGAUAGAGGAUUGGGAUCUUCGAACGCAGAGUCUCUUCGAAUGGGUCGGUAUGGCGUGUCUCGGUGCUCAAAGAUUACGGGCCAAUGACCGUGUCGAUCCGUAUGUCGCUGUAUAUGAACCUCUACAGCCAUCCCAGAUGCAAGAUGUGACGCAUAUACGAUGGCGUGGCCUGCUUAGUCCUGGCUUUGUGAAGCGUGUUAUCGAUACAGUCUGCUCCGGCCUCCAAGGAACAAUAUCGACAAAUGCAUCCUUCAUUGCCAUAACAUGCCAAGCUCUAAGCAGUUCGCCUGUCUCAUAUAUUCCAUACACCACUUCAGCUACAGGUACACUCCAAACGCCGCCCAGUGUCCCUUUAAAGCUUCCUAGGAAGGAAGGAGAGGAUACAUGGAGUCUCAUCAUCGAACGUCCGGUUGGCAACGGCGAUGAUGUCGCCAUGAAUGGUUCAAAUGUGGCAGAUGGUCCCAAGUGGUGUUUGGUGGAGAGUCUUGGUCAGUGGGACGCGCGAUGGGGUUAA
Messenger RNA from Psilocybe cubensis, 1203 nucleotides. RefSeq lists its product as uncharacterized. The record is from RefSeq and is a predicted model, not a curated record. NCBI's taxonomy places the organism in Eukaryota, Fungi, Basidiomycota, Agaricomycetes, Agaricales, Agrocybaceae. Gene Ontology annotation, molecular function: ribonuclease P activity; ribonuclease MRP activity. Gene Ontology annotation, cellular component: multimeric ribonuclease P complex; ribonuclease MRP complex. The transcript is spliced from 7 exons. Bases 1 to 1203 code for a protein of 400 amino acids. Gene Ontology annotation, biological process: tRNA 3'-end processing; tRNA 5'-leader removal; endonucleolytic cleavage in ITS1 to separate SSU-rRNA from 5.8S rRNA and LSU-rRNA from tricistronic rRNA transcript (SSU-rRNA, 5.8S rRNA, LSU-rRNA).